Topomyia yanbarensis is the source of this 2291-nucleotide messenger RNA. RefSeq lists its product as uncharacterized. Lineage: Eukaryota; Metazoa; Arthropoda; Insecta; Diptera; Culicidae. The record is from RefSeq and is a predicted model, not a curated record. The transcript has a single exon. Gene Ontology annotation, molecular function: serine-type endopeptidase activity. The coding region runs from base 244 to 2133 and encodes 629 amino acids.
UCACUUUUUUUUCGCUUCUAUUUGAUUUUCCAACUCCAACAUAAGUGCGGCUAUUUUAAAUAUUGAUGAGCGACUAAAAGUUAUGCAUUCAUCUUCGGCCGUCGUUUAGUCCGGAUCGGGUCGUCGCAGCAAUUUGUCAUAGUAAAACUGUCACCGCAUGUCACUCCCAUAGUGUUGGGAAGGAAAAUGGAAAAAGUUUAAACGGCGUGUUACUCAUUAUUUUGUAGCGUUUUGAGAAUUGUUAUGAGAAUGGGGAUUCUAAUCGGACGAAUGUUAAUUUUCACUUUGUUGAAACUGGUGAUUGUGUGUAACUUAUUGUCUGCAGCUGAAAACGAAGAUUUUCAGAUGAUUAACCUCUAUGAGGAAGUGGAGAAAAAUGACAAUUAUUCCCGCGUGAGUUGGUACGUAGCCAGCGAACGAAGUUCUGUUGAGUGUGGUGGAGUGUUCAAGAGACUUCAGACCGAGCUAAUUUCGCCGGAAUAUCCAGAUAACUACGGGGAUGAGUUACGAUGCGAAUACACAUUCAAAUCCCCGUUUGUGUGCAGUAGUCAGUAUCACUUUCAAUUUCUAGACUUUGGGCUAGAGCCAUCGAGGAAUUGCUAUAAGGAUAGACUAGUUAUCGGAGGCGAAGAGAUUCUGUGUGGGACAGUUAUUGGGUCGAAGAAAUACAAUUCGACAAAUGGAAUUCUGAAGGUGAAAUUUGUAACCGAUGGAUGGGGUAGUGAUAAAGGUUUCCGUAUCCUAGUUACGAGACAACCUUGUGAUGAUAACGAAGUAGUAGAAUCAUCUACGGCUUACACGGUCUAUUCAACAAUUCAAGUAUCUGAUGAAACUACUCUGGCAAAUAGUGGUUUAGAAGAUGAGCUUUUACCGCCGAAGAAAUCAUUUACUGUUAACAGCCGACAAGAUAUUCCGCCAGAUUUCAAUCCCGGUAACAACGGAUAUUUACCCCCAGUAACACAAAAUCCUCCGUCUUAUCCCAUUAAUGCAUGUCCUCAGCCCUGCAAUUAUUACUCUAACUGUUAUCCUAAUAAUCCUGGAUCUGUACAACCAACCUAUCCAAGUUACCCUGUAUAUCCGAACUAUCCUGUGAUUCCUAAUUAUCCUACUUAUCCAAGUUAUCCACAAAUCCCUGGGACGAUCGCACCUAAUAAUCCAACCUAUCCAAAUGGAAACUAUCCGACCAACAAUUUCCCUAUAUACCCUAGCUAUCCGAUUACGCCGAUCUAUCCAAAUCCCAAUUGCCAGUACAAUCCAUCGGUCUGCUCCCCCAACUACCCUACAUAUCCCACAAAUAACGGUGAUGGAACCAACUCAAUCGGAGGGGCUCCUCCAGGAUAUCAGCCGACCGUCAAAGACCCGGAGAUAGAACUAGCCGAAAACACCACAUCCGAUCAACCCCAGCGUCAAGAUAUACCACCACCACCGGGACUGCCACCGGCCAUCCCCGGCAUACAACGGUGUUGCCGCAAUGUUUAUAACCAGAAACGCUUCUACCUGGUCAGCCCCAACUUUCCAUCCUACCAAACAGCCAAUAUGGAUUGUUACUAUCAAAUCUAUCGGUAUUCUCCGAAUACUUGCCGGCUGAUAAUUUCCUUCAAAUACUUCCUGCUCGGAGACGAUCGCACGGGAUGCAGUGAUGCUUUUCUGGAGAUCGAUGGCCGUCGAAUCUGUGGCUGUCGUACCGGAAUGGUAUACACGAGUCAGUGGAGCAAUUUGCCAAAAACGAUUCGAGUCCGCAGCAGAAUCAAUCGGUUUUCCAACGUUCAAGGUUUCGUGCUGGAUGUGUAUCAGGAAACUUGUCCCUACCGCUAUAUCCGCAGUCAUCAACCCGCUGCUCAGGACAGACAGUGGACCGAGCGUCCAGUUCAUACAGUGACACCGGCAAACGUUACCACGGUUCAGACUAACUCAACUUCGCUAUACUCCUACUAUUACUUCACCGCGGAUCAAUCACAACAGGAGGAAACGAAAGCAGUCCCCACAAUAGUGCAGCGACAUCCGGAAGGACCCUCGUCGCGGUUUUAUUAUCCGAAUAAUGUCAAUUCCUACGGAUCAUGCACAUUCAACGGGCUCGAUUGGCUUCGGCUUAAAGUGGAGUCGUUGUGGAUUGCUAAGCCGGGAUGUUAUUAGGAUUGGGAAAUUAAAAUCGAUUGGUUCACCUUGUUUCACGUGACAUAAUUAAAAGAUGUUCUCAAUUAUUGUUAACUUUGUAUUCUUUUCGUUCAGACAUCUCCGAAACCGAGUGUGCUGUGCUCGCUAAAUAGGACCAUUUCAAAUUUAUUACAUAC